ACGGUCACUCUGUCACACUGAUCGCGACGCAACUUGCAAUUAAUUUUAAUUUUAAAAUGACGCGCAUCGCAAUACGUUCAAUAGAGACUGCCGUUUUAUAAAACAAGUGAACAGUGCGAAUUUCGUAGUUCCGUGUUCCGUCGUUAUCAGUGUUAGUCAUACGUAGUUAGUUUUUCGAGCGACGGCCAAUGUGAUUAGUGGCGUCCGUCAACAUAACACACAUACAUACUUAUGUACAUGGAAGUGUGUCAAAAAAGAGAAUCCACUAUUUACUCAAGAGCCACCGCCUUAAUAGAGCAAAGAUAAAUAAAUAAGUCUUACUUAAAGAAGUGUAAUCAUUAAAAUAUUUCAAUUCGAUCAACUGAAGCCACUAUUAUAGUUUUGUAAACUAUGUUGAAAUUUAUCCGAGGGAAGGGUCAGCAGCCCAGUGCUGAAAGACAACGCCUACAAAAGGACCUUUUUGCUUAUCGUAAGACCGCACAGCAUGGCUUCCCUCACAAGCCAUCAGCUCUUGCAUAUGAUCCAGUCUUAAAACUCAUGGCCAUUGGAACGCAAACAGGAGCUAUUAAGGUUUUUGGUCAGCCCGGAGUUGAAUUAUAUGGCCAGCACACGCUAAUGAACAAUUCUGCAUCGGAGCUUAAUGUGCAGUUACUUGAAUGGGUUUAUGGAACGGGUCGCAUUCUUUCCUUGACAGCAGCCAAUCAAUUAAUACUCUGGGAGCCUGUUGGAACGACAUUGCUGCCAAUCAAAACACUUCCUUUUGACGGAAAACUGAAGAAGGUUUCAUCGCUUUGCUGUUCCUUGAAUAAAGAUCUUCUAUGGAUUGGAACGGAAGGAGGAAAUAUUUAUCAGCUUGAUUUACACACAUUUACCAUAAAGGAACCUAUAAUUUACCACGAUGCUGUCUUAGAGCAGGUGCCACCAGCAUACAAGCUAAAUCCUGGGGCAAUUGAGUCAAUUCGCCAGCUGCCGAACGCCCUGAAUAAGCUGCUUAUUGCUUACAACCGGGGCCUAUGUGUUUUAUGGGACUUCGAAACGUCAUCCGUGGAGAGAGCAUACAUAGCCCCUGGACAUGGGCAAAGCGUUGGACUCUCAGUGAAUUUUGGAGGAUCCGAAUUUAGCUGGUAUCACGCUGAUGGCUCUUACGCUACUUGGAGCAUAGAUACCUCAGAACCUCCAUCCAACGUUAACUACGUUCCUUAUGGCCCUGAUCCGUGUAAGAGCAUAAAUCGUCUGUACAAAGGCAAGCAAGGAUCUAACGACGUGAUUGUUUUUUCCGGUGGAAUGCCACGUUCAGCAUAUGGUGAUCAUAAUUGCGUAUCCGUACACACUAGUAAUGGCCACAAAGUGUGUCUUGAUUUUACGUCGAAAGUCAUUGACUUCUUUGUAACUUACAAAAAUAAUGAAGAUGUCGCUGAAGUUCUUAUUGUACUUCUUGAAGAGGAACUCUGCGCAUACGAUCUCACUGACUCUAGUAUUCCUGCAAUCAAAGCGCCUUAUCUUCACUCGGUGCAUGCAUCAGCUGUAACGUGUAAUUAUCUUGCAUCUCAAGUCAUACAGUCUGUAUAUGACAGUAUUUUACGAGCGGGAGAUGAACAAGACAUCGACUACAGUAAUGUUAGCUGGCCUAUCACUGGCGGUGUACUUCCGGAUAACUUGGCAGAAUCUGAUGAAGAGGAGACGCCUAAGUUGUACGAGAUCAUGUUGACUGGGCACGAAGAUGGUUCUGUUAAGUUUUGGGAUUGUACUGGAGUGGUGCUUAAGCCAAUUUAUAAUUUUAAAACGAGCAGCAUUUUUGGAAGCGAGCAUGAUUUACGAGACGACGGAGCGGCAGACACUAGUGCUGAACAACUUGACGAAGGGGAGCCGCCAUUCCGAAAAGCGGGUCUUUUUGAUCCUUACUCUGAUGAUCCUCGAUUAGCAGUGAAAAAAAUAGCAUUCUGCCCAAAGACCGGACAGCUGAUUGUUGGUGGCACAGCAGGCCAAAUAGUUAUAGCCGACUUUGAUGACACAUCUGAAAAGGUCUCUUUAAAGUACAGUUCCAUGAAUUUAGUCAGUGACCGUGACGGGUUUGUCUGGAAGGGACACGACCAGCUUAAUGUGAAAACGAACCUUUUGGACGGUCAGGAGAUUCCUGUAACCGAAAAUGGCGUAAACAUUUUAGGAGUGCUGCAAGUUUUGCCUCCAGCUAGCAUUACUUGCAUGGCACUUGAAGCGAACUGGGGACUUGUGUCUGGUGGAACUGCGCACGGUUUAGUGCUCUUUGAUUUCAAAAAUUUCGUUCCGGUAUUUCACCGCUGCACAUUAAAUCCAAAUGAUUUGACUGGAGCAGGUGAGACUUUGUCUCGUCGCAAGUCAUUUAAGAAAUCUUUGCGAGAGUCAUUUAGAAAGCUUCGUAAGGGUCGAUCGACAAGGAACAACCCCAACAAUCAGGUGCCAACAACUUUGGAAGCACGACCCGUUGAAAGGCAAAUAGAGGCACGUUGUGCUGAAGACGGGUUAGGGUCGAUGGUGCGAUGUUUACUAUUUGCUAAAACUUAUGUAACUAAUGUUAACAUAACAUCGCCAACCCUGUGGUCAGCAACAAAUGCUAGUACCGUCUCAGUAUUUCUUUUGCAUUUGCCCCCAGCGCAAACUGCUGCAACUGCAGUACCAUCGGCAAGUGGAAAUGUUCCACCACAGACGCCGCGUCGGAUAUCCGCGCAGCUUGCAAAAGAAAUUCAAUUAAAACAUCGCGCCCCUGUGGUGGGUAUUUCCAUUUUUGACCAGACGGGUAGCCCAGUCGAUCAACUGAGCGCCGGAGAAAACGGUAGUCCACCGCACCGUCUUCUUAUCGCUUCCGAAGAGCAGUUCAAAGUGUUUUCACUUCCGCAAUUAAAACCGAUAAACAAAUAUAAGCUUACCGCUAACGAGGGCGCUCGGAUUCGUCGCAUCCAUUUUGGUUCAUUUAGUUGCCGCGUAUCGCCGGAGUUACUACAAAAUAUGCAUGGUAGUAGUCCAACCAAAUCUACACGCUCCCAAAUCGAUGGAGAGGGAUCUGCAAAUAGCAGUGCAAACUUGGGUGCAGGUCGUGGAUAUGUUUAUCACGAAACUGCACUGAUCUGUUUAACCAAUAUGGGCGAUAUCAUGGUUUUAUCAGUCCCUGAAUUAAAAAGACAGCUGAAUGCCGCUGCAGUGCGACGGGAGGACAUAAAUGGAAUUUCGUCACUUUGUUUUACCAACUCUGGUGAAGCACUAUACAUGAUGUCUUCUUCUGAAUUGCAGCGCAUUGCUCUAUCCACGUCCACAGUUGUCCAACCCACGGGCAGUGUUGAAGUAGAACCCUUGGAAAUGGAACGCUCUACUCUAGAAGAAAAUGAAGAAGAAAGCGAUAAGGAAACAUUUGUUAAUUCUGAAGUAGUCAAUGACGUUAAGGACGCACCCAUUGCUUCUAUUCGCGCUAAGCCUGUAGAGGGGAGCGUUGAUAGAAGUAGUCUUAUCAAUGGAAUUUGCAAUACUAAUUCAUCAAACCAGGCGAACGAGACAAUUACCAGCUCCGUUGGUGAUAUUACUGUUGACUCAGUGCGAGACCAUUUAAAUCUUACAACAACAACGUUGUGUUCUACGACUACAGAGGAAACUGUCGGUCGCCUUUCUGUGCUUAGCACGCAAACAAACACAGCCACUACUACCGUGAACAUGAACGAUAUUCCGGAUAUUAACAUUUCCAAUUUAGGGGAUUUGACAUCGAAAAGUAAUACAACGGAAACCAGCACGAGUUCUGUGGUAAUAAAAUCUGUUAUUACGAGCAUAUCCCACGACAAGACAAACGGAGAAAACAAAGUUAAUACUACGAAAAACGCGCCUGAAGAAAGUCAAUUUUAAUAACUAAAAAUAUAUCGGACAUCAGCAAACAAUAGCGUAAAUGACAAAAUAUACAAAAUAUGAUUAUUUUUUAGAAACUUGUUUACACAUUUACAAAUUAUGUAAUUUAAAACACUAUCGGGUAUGUUGUCCCGGAACCAGACAUUUUAUUGUAUCCGUAUUGCUAUUAUUCUAACAGCGACUGUUAAUAAUACUUUUAGUUAUGUUUUCCGUUAUUUUGCGUGGCUUCACGAGACUAUUGUAACAACAUUUAACCCGUACUCCACUAUUGCAUUUAAAGAUAAACUUUCAACAUGCCUAUUUAUAAUGGCAUUUGCCAUCACGUGUCCUAUUUAUAAUGGCAUUUGCAUUCACAAACAUUUAGUUAUUUGUAAUAUUUUUGUUUACUUCUAAAAGCGUUUCUUUCCACAUUACCACUUUAAAAUUAAGAUAAAAAGUAUAUCUUCCGUGUUUUUAUACCCUUUUAAAAUAUAAACAAUUAUAGUUAAGUGAAAAAAGCAAAGUUGACCAUAUUAAGAAUGCAUACACCAGA
This is a messenger RNA of Drosophila eugracilis, 4396 nucleotides long. RefSeq names its product lethal(2) giant larvae protein (gene l(2)gl). The record is from RefSeq and is a predicted model, not a curated record. Gene Ontology annotation, cellular component: cytoplasm; cortical actin cytoskeleton; plasma membrane. NCBI's taxonomy places the organism in Eukaryota, Metazoa, Arthropoda, Insecta, Diptera, Drosophilidae. Gene Ontology annotation, molecular function: syntaxin binding; myosin II binding; GTPase activator activity. The coding region runs from base 391 to 3864 and encodes 1157 amino acids. Gene Ontology annotation, biological process: regulation of protein secretion; regulation of establishment or maintenance of cell polarity; establishment of spindle orientation. The transcript has 9 exons.